GAUGACAGGUGACGCCUACGAAAUAUUCUUUUUACCUCAGAGUAGAUGAAUUACCGGCGUUGCCAGAUGUAACGGAAUUCCGCUGAUCCAAUAGUGACGUAAUAAAAUAUAGAAAAUCAGGAAUCUUGAUUUUUGAAAGUUAUCUAGAUUAUAAGAAUUCACGGCUGUGAAUUUGGCAAUCCUAUAAGUUAAAAACGUAUCCCUGAUGUCAUCAUUGUAUUCAUUGAACAUAAACACAUAUUUUUUCAUUGUUGUUGUAGCAGAAUUUCACCAUAAUGUGUUGCAAAUUUCUUAGUUUUGGCUCUGACAACGCUGGAAUCAGCAAAUAUCAAAAGUGACCACAUGUUGAAAAAGACUAUGGAAAUAUGAUUCAUCUGUAAUCUGUUUAGAUAAUACGAUUGAUCCAAAUUCUACAAAUAUAUUAUUUAAACUUGCAGCAAUAAUUGUUCAUUAUAACAGUUUAGUGAAUAGUAAUGUUGUCGUGUUAAUAUGGUAGCAUUUUGCCCUUUUUGUUCAAAUAUAUUAUUCGUGGAAGAAAAUAUUGGUGGGAAAUUGCAAUUCAUCUGUAACGUUUGUCCAGUAUUUUUCCCUGUGAAUAAAUUGAUAACCUACAGGAAUUACUACAGACUUAAGGAAAUUGAUGAUGUGCUAGGUGGAGAAGAAGCUUGGAAAAACGUGGAUUCGACAGAAGCACGUUGUCCACAGUGUGGCCAUGACAAAGCUUAUUUUAUGCAACUACAAACUAGAUCCGCAGAUGAACCGAUGACAACUUUCUAUCGAUGCUGUAACAAAGAUUGCAACCAUAACUGGCGCGACUAGUGUACUAAAUGAUAAUUUUUAAAAAGACAUUCAGGGUUUUCAAACAUAGUUUAUCAUAUGUUACAUAUGCACCCAUUCACCCUAUGGCUCUUCACAUAAAUUAUAUGAAAGAUCCAUCAGCAGAAGACGUUGCUGUAGGUUACUUGAAAUCAGGAUCGGUUAUUGCAGUACCUACAGAUACUGUUUAUGGCUUAGCGUGCGAUGCAACAAAUGUAUCAGCAAUAAACAAGUUAUAUAGUAUCAAAAAUAGGAACAAAAACAAACCGCUUGCUAUUUGUUUGAAUCAAGUAAGUGAACUUGAAUUGUGGGCUGAAGUUCAUCAUCUUUCCAGCAAAAUCCUACAUGCUUUAUUGCCAGGCCCUUACACAUUAGUCCUGAAAAGCACUAACAACCUAGAUGCAUCAUUAAUCUUGAAAGGUAACAUUGGUAUAAGGAUACCUGACUAUCCCUUCAUCAGGCAUAUUUCUGGUCACUUGGGCAAACCAAUAGCUCUGACUAGUGCAAACUUGAGCAAUGAGCCUAGUGCAACUGAAAUUCUGGAAUUUAAAUCAAUUUGGGAUCAGAUACCUGUCAUUUUCGAUGGAGGUAAAUUAAGUAACGACAGGGCAUCUACUGUUGUAGAUUUAACAGAACCAGGCUUAUUUAAGGUAAUACGAAAAGGUGCUGGAUACCUGACAAUGCUUAACAUUUUUAAAGAAUUUGGCUUAGAGAUGAUAGAAAGUUGAAGGACAUCCAUCAUCAUGAAUAAGUUAUUGAAGAGCGUAAGAUCAGCUAACUCCAGCAAAGAUGACUUUAUAAAACAAUCUAUUAUGACAGAAUUGUCCAAUAGUGUUAAACAAAUACAGUACUCUGGACUAGAUGAUAAUAGAUCAAUGAAACCUGAAGAAGUUCUAGAAGCUGCAAGUAAUUUGUGUAAUAUUAUUGAAGCAAUGUUUUUACAUGGUCUAAAGGAUACAAUGUCAUUACGGUUUAAAAGGGUUCUAGCAGAUAUAGAUGAGAGGCCAGAGCCUUCAUUUUGGUCUCCACUUCUCAUAAUUUCACAUAAACAAAUUAUAAACCAGAUUACAAAUUUAUCCCAGAUUAUUACAGAAGUGGGCCAAUGCCGGGCUUGGAUCCGUUUAGCGCUAAAUGACUGCCUUCUCUCAUCCUACUUGAUGACUUUACGUCAAGAUUCAUCCGUCUUGAAAUCAUACUACAAAACAGAAGCUUACAUACGCGAUUGCGAACUAUUAGAAGUGGCUCAACGUUUAAUAGAAGGCGUUGAAGCCUUUAAAACGUUUACCUUACCAUUCAAUUCUAGUCUUUUAAACACUUGGCCUAUGCCAAGCCUGUUUUUGUCCGGCAUAUGGGCUCCAACGAUGAAAUCAUGUCCCAUAGCGCCUUGUGAUGACGUUGCCCAAGCCAUAACCGAGGCCUCUACCCCUGCCGAUAAUACUUCUGAUACUGUGUCUCUGAGCUCUGCUAUUUCAAUCACUUCACAAAGCUCAGGAGUUAAGCAGAUUGUAGCAUUGACAGAAGAUGAGGUGUUGAAGAUCAUUUUAGAGAAAGAUAAUGAUAAGGACGAGAGAGAACGUCCCAGUAGCUCCAAUGAUGGGUAUGGCUCUAUGGAUAAGUCUUCUGGUGACUCAGAACUGGAAAGGAACAAUGAAUCUGAGAAUAAUGUUACCUACAAUGUAAAUAUUGGUAAUUCAUUGAAUAGAAGAUCCGGUUGGUCUUUUGAUGAUACGCGAAACAAUAUGAUCACAGAAGAGCCUAGGUCACAGUUAGAAGAGUCAAAUAAAAGAAAAAGCAGUGAGCCAAAAUCGAUGGAAGCAAGUUACAAUGCUCUGAUCGAGAGCUAUAAUAUGUUGAGUGGGGGAUUUAUAAGGACACCCGAUAUUCGGGAAGUCUGGCAGAAGUUUGAGGAUGAAAGAAAGGAAUAUGAUGUUACAACUGAUGAAAUUGAUGAUGUGCUAGGUGGAGAAGAAGCUUGGAAAAACGUGGAUUCGACAGAAGCACGUUGUCCACAGUGUGGCCAUGACAAAGCUUAUUUUAUGCAACUACAAACUAGAUCCGCAGAUGAACCGAUGACAACUUUCUAUCGAUGCUGUAACAAAGAUUGCAACCAUAACUGGCGCGACUAGUGUACUAAAUGAUAAUUUUUAAAAAGACAUUCAGGGUUUUCAAACAUAGUUUAUCAUAUGUUACAUAUGCACCCAUUCACCCUAUGGCUCUUCACAUAAAUUAUAUGAAAGAUCCAUCAGCAGAACACGUUGCUGUAGAUUACUUGAAAUCAGGAUCGGUUAUUGCAGUACCUACAGAUACUGUUUAUGGCUUAGCGUGCGAUGCAACAAAUGUAUCAGCAAUAAACAAGUUAUAUAGUAUCAAAAAUAGGAACAAAAACAAACCGCUUGCUAUUUGUUUGAAUCAAGUAAGUGAACUUGAAUUGUGGGCUGAAGUUCAUCAUCUUUCCAGCAAAAUCCUACAUGCUUUAUUGCCAGGCCCUUACACAUUAGUCCUGAAAAGCACUAACAACCUAGAUGCAUCAUUAAUCUUGAAAGGUAACAUUGGUAUAAGGAUACCUGACUAUCCCUUCAUCAGGCAUAUUUCUGGUCACUUGGGCAAACCAAUAGCUCUGACUAGUGCAAACUUGAGCAAUGAGCCUAGUGCAACUGAAAUUCUGGAAUUUAAAUCAAUUUGGGAUCAGAUACCUGUCAUUUUCGAUGGAGGUAAAUUAAGUAACGACAGGGCAUCUACUGUUGUAGAUUUAACAGAACCAGGCUUAUUUAAGGUAAUACGAAAAGGUGCUGGAUACCUGACAAUGCUUAACAUUUUUAAAGAAUUUGGCUUAGAGAUGAUAGAAAGUUGAAGGACAUCCAUCAUCAUGAAUAAGUUAUUGAAGAGCGUAAGAUCAGCUAACUCCAGCAAAGAUGACUUUAUAAAACAAUCUAUUAUGACAGAAUUGUCCAAUAGUGUUAAACAAAUACAGUACUCUGGACUAGAUGAUAAUAGAUCAAUGAAACCUGAAGAAGUUCUAGAAGCUGCAAGUAAUUUGUGUAAUAUUAUUGAAGCAAUGUUUUUACAUGGUCUAAAGGAUACAAUGUCAUUACGGUUUAAAAGGGUUCUAGCAGAUAUAGAUGAGAGGCCAGAGCCUUCAUUUUGGUCUCCACUUCUCAUAAUUUCACAUAAACAAAUUAUAAACCAGAUUACAAAUUUAUCCCAGAUUAUUACAGAAGUGGGCCAAUGCCGGGCUUGGAUCCGUUUAGCGCUAAAUGACUGCCUUCUCUCAUCCUACUUGAUGACUUUACGUCAAGAUUCAUCCGUCUUGAAAUCAUACUACAAAACAGAAGCUUACAUACGCGAUUGCGAACUAUUAGAAGUGGCUCAACGUUUAAUAGAAGGCGUUGAAGCCUUUAAAACGUUUACCUUACCAUUCAAUUCUAGUCUUUUAAACACUUGGCCUAUGCCAAGCCUGUUUUUGUCCGGCAUAUGGGCUCCAACGAUGAAAUCAUGUCCCAUAGCGCCUUGUGAUGACGUUGCCCAAGCCAUAACCGAGGCCUCUACCCCUGCCGAUAAUACUUCUGAUACUGUGUCUCUGAGCUCUGCUAUUUCAAUCACUUCACAAAGCUCAGGAGUUAAGCAGAUUGUAGCAUUGACAGAAGAUGAGGUGUUGAAGAUCAUUUUAGAGAAAGAUAAUGAUAAGGAUGAGAGAGAACGUCCCAGUAGCUCCAAUGAUGGGUAUGGCUCUAUGGAUAAGUCUUCUGGUGACUCAGAACUGGAAAGGAACAAUGAUUCUGAGAAUAAUGUUACCUACAAUGUAAAUAUUGGUAAUUCAUUGAAUAGAAGAUCCGGUUGGUCUUUUGAUGAUACGCGAAACAAUAUGAUCACAGAAGAGCCUAGGUCACAGUUAGAAGAGUCAAAUAAAAGAAAAAGCAGUGAGCCAAAAUCGAUGGAAGCAAGUUACAAUGCUCUGAUCGAGAGCUAUAAUAUGUUGAGUGGGGGAUUUAUAAGGACACCCGAUAUUCGGGAAGUCUGGCAGAAGUUUGAGGAUGAAAGAAAGGAAUAUGAUGUUACAACUGAUGAUGACCAGUCACCAGUGAAAGCAGAAGUAACAAGUGCUCAUAUAAUGAAAACAACUGCAAACUCAUUGGCUGUCCAGGUUGGUAGGAUAGCAAGAGAAAAAGGAUUGAAUGCGCAAGAUUAUAUGUGUAGUGAGUGUAAGCAACUCUUAGAGGUAAACCAGAAACCAAACGUUUGUGCCUUCACAGGUGAUUAUUUUUGUGAUGACUGUAUGAGUUUUGAACAGAUACCUGUACCUGCCAGAAUAAUCCAUAAUUGGGACUUUAAAGCAUAUCCUGUAUCGAAGCGAGGAUCAAAAUACAUAGAUGAAAUCAAAGAUUGUCCGGUGAUUGAUUUUAAAGUGCUGAAUCCUUAUAUCUAUAGUGUUGUUGAAGAAAUGGCUCAGUUGCAAACUUUGAGGAACCAGUUGAAUUUCUUAAGAGCAUAUUUGUAUACUUGUCGAGAACCGGUCAUAGAACAGUUACAGAAAAUGAUGUGGCCUCGAGAAUAUAUGUACGAACAUAUACACCAAUAUUCUAUAAUGGACCUAGCUGAUAUAACCAAUGGCGUGCUUGCCCAGCAGUUACAGAAGGUUGUGACAUUUGGAAAGGACCACGUGGCCAAUUGCUGGUUGUGUAGCCAAAAAGGCUUUGUGUGUGAAGUGUGCCAUAAGCCCAAAGCCUUAUUUCCCUUUGACGUGGAAAACGUAUUCCGCUGUUCGGUGUGUUUCGCGGUAUAUCAUAAAUCGUGUUUGAAUUCUCUAAAACCGUGCCCGAAAUGUGAGAGGAGGAAAAAACGGGAUGAAUUACCAUUAUUGGGUGCUGUUGUUAAUAGUGAUCGAUUAGGUUGUUACUUAUGUAUAAUAUAUUUCGUCGAUUUAGUUCUUUUUUAAUCAUUGUUUUUUAUGCAUCACUAUGAUGACACACAAUAUGACUUUUAUCAUCGCAUGCUCAGUUUUUACCAUGUGAAGAAAUCUUGAAAAAUGUCGAUAUGUUGUAACUUUUAGCAUUAUCCCUCAGUUUUCGAUCACGAUCUGUUGCUUGUUUUAUAAAUUUUACUUUGUAUGGUGCAUUUUUUGUUCUUUUUUUACCAUUUGAAGAAAUCUUGAAAAAUAUCGAUAUGUUGUAACUUUUAGCAUUAUCCCUCGGUUUUCGAUCACGAUCUGUUGCUUGUUUUAUAAAUUUUACUUUGUAUGGUGCAUUUUUUGUUCUUUUUUUACCAUUUGAAGAAAUCUUGAAAAAUAUCGAUAUGUUGUAACUUUUAGUAUUAUCCCUCAGUUUUCGAUCACGAUCUGUUGCUUGUUUUAUAAAUUUUACUUUGUAUGGUACAUUUUUUGUUCUUUUUUUACCAUUUGAAGAAAUCUUUAAAAAUGUCCAUAUGUUGUAACUUUUAGCAUUAUCCCUCAGUUUUCGAUCACAAUGUUGGUUGUUUUAUAAAUUUUACUUUGUAUGGUACAUUUUUUGUUCUUUUUUAGCAUUUGAAGAAAUCUUGAAAAAUGUCGAUAUGUUGUAACUUUUAGCAUUAUCUCCUAGUUUUCGAACACGGUCUGUUGCUUGUUUUAUCAUUUUUACUCUUUAU
Acanthoscelides obtectus is the source of this 6435-nucleotide messenger RNA. The record is from the annotation of a GenBank genome assembly. Lineage: Eukaryota; Metazoa; Arthropoda; Insecta; Coleoptera; Chrysomelidae.